Molecule: messenger RNA, 795 nt
Organism: Aspergillus versicolor CBS 583.65
Lineage: Eukaryota; Fungi; Ascomycota; Eurotiomycetes; Eurotiales; Aspergillaceae
Gene: midA
Product: putative cell wall protein
Exons: 1
Coding region: 1-795 (264 amino acids)
Source: RefSeq, a predicted model, not a curated record
AUGCGCGUCACAGCUCUCCCGCUCUUCCUUUACUCCCUGUCCCUCGUGGCUGUGGUAGCAGGUCAAAGUGCACAAGUCACAGACACGGAGUUGUCAGAUAUCACGGACGCUCUGCCCACGCCCACCGAAACAUCAGCGACGGAGACGGAGAGUGAUUCAUCGACCACCGAAACUGAAGACCCUACUUCGACGUCCACAGACGAGGAGCCGACAUCGACCCCAGCUCCAACGUCCACAGACGAAGACACUUCCACCACUACGACGGAAGACCCUACGCAGACAACGGAUGAGCCAACUUCAACCGGUGAUGACAACACAACUACCGACCCAACUACCACUACAACUAGCACGUCCGACGAUAGCGAGCCAUCGACAACCAAACCUCCUACUGUGAGCACCAUCACAACGACACAGACCAUUGAUGGAACCCCGGUUCCUACUACAUUUACUAGCACUGAUGCCAGUGAAGCUACCGAGUCUCCUGGCUUGAGCGGAUCUUCUUCUGACAAUUCUGACUCUGGUCUUGACUCAAACCAGAAAAAGAUCAUCAUUGGUGUUGUCGUAGGUGUCGGUGGUGCUAUCUUGAUCGGUGCCAUCGGUGUUGUUGUCUGGAGAAUCCGCGCCCGGAGACGUGCUGCUGGAGAGGACGACGCUACCGAUCUUAUGAGUGGCACUGCUGUCGGCACUGGUGUCCGUGAAAAGGCCCCCAGCCCUGCGGCUGGUGGCACUCCAUUCAGGUCCACGCUUGACCAGUACCACAACCCCGGCCCCGUUAACGCUGCGUCAAACUUCUAA